Messenger RNA from Phymastichus coffea, 2524 nucleotides. Its product is annotated as leucine-rich repeat-containing protein 24-like. The record is from RefSeq and is a predicted model, not a curated record. Bases 348 to 2342 code for a protein of 664 amino acids. The transcript has 4 exons. Lineage: Eukaryota; Metazoa; Arthropoda; Insecta; Hymenoptera; Eulophidae. Gene Ontology annotation, molecular function: protein binding.
GAUCGAUCAGCCAGCCAGCUGCCGCCAGGCGGGCCGAGCCGCGAGGAGCGGCGCGCGAGCGACGGGGGCGCCGCGGCGCGGCGCGGCGCCGGUAGCGGGUCGGCGAUCGGUCAAGUGCUGCCGCCCUCGCAGCGGCCGCGGGGGGGCGCUCGGCGGGCAGCCCUCGGCAGCGCUCGCACCCCCGCGGCCGCGGAUAGACGCGCCGUGCCGAACAGUGGCGCCUGUGCGCGGAUCGAUAGCGCGCGCGCGUGCAGGGCAGCAGCGAGUAUAGUGGCAGGCGACCAGCGAGUGCGGAAGCGCAUCCCCGAGGCCGCGGUCGAGGUCGCGCCCGAGCCCGAGAGCACGCCAUGGGGGGCCGCGCGGGCGGCGCGCUGCUGCUGCUGCUGCUGGGCUGGGCACUGCCCGGGGGCUCGCGGGCGGCGGCCUUCCCCGACUGGACCGAGUGCCCGGCCGUCUGCCGCUGCAAGUGGACCUCCGGCAAGAAGUCGGCCUUCUGCCCGGACGCGGGCCUGACCUCGCUGCCCGCCUCCCUCGACCCCGACAUGCAGGUGCUCGACCUCUCGGGCAACCAGAUCCCCGCGCUGCAGCAGCAGAUCUUCAAGCACGCCGGCCUGGUCAACCUGCAGAAGGUGUUCCUGCGCAACGCCGGCAUCCACCAGAUCCACGCGGACGCGUUCCGCGACAUGCGCAUCCUGGUGGAGGUGGACCUGUCGGACAACCACGUGGCCAGCCUCGACGCGCAGACCUUCGCGGGCAACGAGCGGCUGCGGUUGCUCGUGCUCUCGGGCAACCCCAUCGCCGCGCUGGGCCCGCGCCAGUUCCCGCCGCUGCAGCACCUGCGCAUCCUCGAGCUGCAGCGCUGCGCGCUGCGGCGCGUGCACGCGGCGGCCUUCCAGCAGCUGCCGGCGCUCGAGAGCCUCAGCCUCGACGCCAACCAGCUCGAGUUCCUCGACGCGGACAGCGUGGCCGGCCUCAAGAAGCUCAAGACGCUGGGCCUCGACAAUAACCCCUGGCAGUGCGACUGCCGCCUGCGCGACUUCUGCCGGCUCAUCACCGCGGCCAGCUCCAACCGGCUGUACUCGCUGCCGCAGCGCUGCCGCGGACCCGAGCGGCUCAAGGGCCGCCGCUGGGAGGAGGUCAAGCCCGGCGAGUUCGCGUGCGAGCCCACGGUCACGCUGCCGCAGAGCAGCAUCCAGGAGGAGAUCAACGGCAACGUCAGCCUGGCCUGCCUGGCGAGCGCCGACCCCGAGCCCGAGGUCUGGUGGCAGCUCAACGGCGGCCCGCUCAACGGCAGUCGGCGCGCCAACGACGAGGUGGGCCCACCAGGUGGCAUAGUGACCUACUCGACCUCGCUGGAGACGCGCGGCCGGCUGGUGGAACGCUGGAGCAACCUGACCAUCUACAACGCCAGCGACAGCGACGCGGGCGAGUACACGUGCCACGCGCGCAACGUGGCCGGCACGGCGCGGGACACCGUGGCCGUGAGCAUCCCGCGCGUCUUCACGGCGCCCACGCUCUCGCAGGCGGACAACUGGCUGCUCUGGCUGAGCCUGGCCGGCGGCGGCACCCUCGCGAUCUGCCUCUCGGCCUCGGCCGUGCUGCUGGCCGUCUGCCUGUGCGGCGGCGCCAGCCGGCGGCGCACGCGCCGCGCCAAGGUCAAGCUGCAGGCCAGCGCCAGCUUCGGCGACCAGGAGAAGAAGCUGCUCGACCUGUCGGUCACCACCACCGCCACCGGCGCCGGCGCCCAGCAGCCGCAGCGGCGCCAGCGCCAGCAGGGCCCGCAGCACGAGGGCCGCCCGGGCGCGGGCUCGCCGCCCGCGGCGGCGCCCGUCCGCGCCGAGUUCGAGCUCGAGCUGGAGAGCCGCGCGGCGCGCCGCGCCGCCGCCCCGGCCGCGCCCGCGGCCAGCGUCACCGUGGAGCGGCUGCGGCUGCAGGCCGCCGAGGCGCGCCGCGGCUCGCCCUCGCCGGCGCCCACGCCGCCGCCGCCGCUGCCGGCCGUGGUCUGCCCGCUGGCCGGCAUUUACAUCGGCGUGCCGCUGCCCGCGGCGGAGCUGGGGCCCGCGCGGCGGCCCACGCCCCCGCCCGAGCCGGGGCCCGCGGGCGCCGAGGCGGGCGCGCGCGAGCGCUGCUACCCCGACCUGCUGGACAUCGGCCUGUCGGGCUUCGCCACGCUGCCGCGCCGGGGCCUGGGCGCGCGGCGCGCCGGCGCCGAGCUCGGCUCGCCCUACGACAACAUGGGCCCGCGCGUCACGGCCGCGGGCAGCUCCACCUUCUCGCUGCUCGACGCGCCCGAGGCCGCGGCGCCGCUCAUCCAGCCGCCGCCCGAGUUCGUCUCGCUCUGAGAGCAGCCCGAGGAGGAGGAGGCUGCCGCCGCCGAGGCCGACGGCGCAGCCGCCUCCCCCGAGGCCGCCUUCGUGCUCUGGAAGUCCAGCCUGUGAGGACACGGUGCCAGUGCCAGUGCGCGCGUGUCUUGACGCUAGCCGCCGUCGGGCGCGCGCCCGCCCGGUGGCUCGCCGGACUGCCC